CACAUGUGCAUUAGUGAAACUAUAAAGGAAGUAGCAGUGCACAAGAAGUGCAACAAACUAACGCCAUAACGGAGACAACAGCUGUCAUCUACAUCCAAACAUGCAGCCACCACCGAGAAAGGUAAAGGAGAGCCAGCAGAUGAAAGUGGUGUUCUCAGAGCAGCUCAGCAAGCUGCAGACCAAACAGCAUCAGGACACUGAACUGCUGGAGGAGAUCAGGUCCUUCAGUAAGCAUCGCGCUGCUAUAGAGAAAGAAUACGGUCAGGCUCUACAGAGGUUAGCUGUCCAGUACCAAAAGAGAGAUUGGCAGAGAGGAAAUACAGAUGCGAUCACUUCUGGGAGUGUGUUUAGCGUGUGGCGAUCUGUGGUCGAUGCUACAGCUCAGACUGCUGCAUCGAGACUUUUUGCUGCAGAAGAAUACCGCCGACUCAGUGGGCAAGUCUCCAAAAGUCUCCGCAAUGCAAAGGAUGUCCGGGCUAAGAGAGGCCUGGAAAGGCUGCAGAGGGUGCAGGCUGAAGUGGUGGAUGCUCUACGGGAACUUCAAAGGGUCAAGAAGUGCUACCACGACUUCAGCCACAUUGCCAGUAUUGCCCGUGAGAAAACUGCAGAUGCACAGGCCAGAGCUAGAAAAAGUGAACAUGGAAUUUUUCACUUCAAAACCGGACUCCAUAAAACGACUAAGCUCACUGCCAGACUCAAAGAGUGCGAUGACCGCCUGACUGAAGUUCGUAAUGAGUACCUGCUGACAUUAGCAGCAGUCAGAGCGCAUCGGCAGCACUACUACACAAACGACUUACCAUUUAUUAUGGAGCAAAUGGAUGGUGAUAUUUAUGAGGAUUUGAGAUGCCAUUUCACCCUGCUGUGUGGGACUGAGAUGGACUGCUGUCUUCAUGCACACAAACAGUACAGCAGGGUGUGGGACAGUGUUGCAAAGGUGACCAGAGAGAGAAAUGUUCAGCAGUUUCUCCAAGAAUCAGCAUCUUUCAGCAAAAUCCCUGAAUUUACCUUCCAGCCUGCUCUGCGUGACAAGGUGUCAGUUAUGCAGGAAGUUUGUGGUUCAGAAGAAGAGGGCUGCCUGGUGAAGGAGGCUAAGAAAUGGACUGCCAAGGUGGCAAAAGACCACAAGAUCAUUGCCCACGGAGAGAGGGCUCUACAGAUGUUAGCGAGCCGACUGAAGCUCCUAUCCGGGGAGACGGCGCUCAGUGUGGAGCAGAAGAUAGCAGAGGUACAGGAGAGCGUCAGAAAAGCCAAGCUGAACAGGGCGAAGGCCGAGGCUCGCCUGGCCCUGCUGUCAGAGAGCACACCAGGAACAGAACAAUGGCUUCACGCUGCCAUGAACCAGGUGGAGGAGGAGCUGGAAAGAGAGCGACAUCUCAGUGAACAGAGGAAGUCUACUGAAGACUUUUCAGAGGAGGAGUUUGAGCUGACUGACUUUGAGGACUACGAUGAUAAUGGAGAGAUCUUCACAGAUCCAGUGUCAGCAUCUGGAGUGUGUGUUUACCCUGCAGCCUGCAGAGUUAUUUACAGCUAUCAGGCUAGCCAAUCAGAUGAGCUGUCAAUCAUAGAAGGGGAGGAGCUUCAAGUGAUUGAGGAUGGAGACAUGGAGGACUGGCUGAAGGUGUGUAACUCAUGUGGUCAGGUGGGCUACGUUCCUGAGCGGUAUGUGCAGCUCCUGUGUCUGCCAGCAGAGGACAGCACUCCGCUGGACAGCUCAUUCAGCUCCACCUCAUCCACUGGGACUAAAGAGACGCCAGAGGGCAGAGGUGUAGCCAGGGCUCUGUACUCCUACCAGGCUCAGAGCGCAGAGGAGCUUUCCUUCCAAGAGGGGGCGCUAAUACACCUGAUACGGCGUCCACGUGGAGAGGUUGAUGAUGGUUUUUGGGAGGGAGAGCUGAACGGACAUGUCGGCGUCUUCCCAUCGCUGAUGGUAGAGCUUGUUCACGAUGAAGGGGAGGAUGAAGAAGAAAAGGAGGAGAUGCAGCCUCUUCCAACCCCAACCAUGCCCCUUUUCUCCCCUCCUAUCCCCACACCCUCAGCUCCAAGCUGUAAUUCAGAACUGAGCGCUGCUUCUCCGAGCAGUAUGGAGGACAAACAGCAGGCUGCUCUAAUGGAGGGAUCAAAGCUGGCAGGCAACAGACUGGAGGCCGGAACCAGCAGCCACAGCUCUCCUGAGCACUCCAACAGUCCACUGAGACCAUGUCGAGCACCUCCUCCACCUCCAACACAGAAGACUUCAUCUCAGGCUUGAGACAGACUGGAGUCAUAGCUGUCUUGUUACAGCCAAAACAUUGCUGAUUUGUGCCAUUUAUAUAUUGUCAGGUGGUUUUCUUGGUCAUGUGAGGCGUCACAGAAGUACAGUAGUUGCAAUCUGUGUGCGGAUCACUGCUCUGUUCAUCUUCUAAAAGUAGUUUCAUCGCAGGAACAGCAGGUUAUCAAGAAAACAUGGCGGCUUAGAUCCACACCAUUGGUUUUUUUAGUACUUGACCUUUUAAAGACUGCCAAAGCACUGUUACAAGGAAUAGCAAAAAUAUCAAAAUGCUAAUUUUAUUAAUAAAAUUUGUAAAAAUAAGAAAUUGCGCAUGCAAUACGACUUUGAACCACAAGAUGGUCCAGCGAGCCUGUCCUGAAUCCAACAUGAGACAUUCCAGUAUGAGUAUUACUAAAGCUGGAGCUAGAUCAACAGUCAGGAUUACAGUAUACGUCUCCACCAUGUUUUGGCAGCUGGAAGAGCAAAGAAGCAUUACAAAGUCAUUUAUAUGUAAAGAAUGUAAUACUUGACAUGAAACUUUUGCAAAAACUAUCUUUUAAAAGCAGCAUUGUAAAAACAACCCUAAUUGAUUGCAGUCGUGUGAAAAAGAAAGUUUUCACACCACUCCAUACACUUCUGUGAAAGCUAAUAUAUCACUACUUUUUUAUAGGAAUUAACAAGUUACAUGACAGCCAAGUGUUGAUAAUCAAAUGCACUUGACUAACAUAAAGCAGAGGUGUUGGCAGUUUGCUGGUCUGGAGCAUGGAGGUGUGUAGAUGUAGUAAUGAUGUGUAGAUGAUACUUUCUCCCCCGCAAACUCACUCCAAGUUCAGACUUUGCAAUUGUCAGAGAAUUGCAGAAAACCCGAGCGCUACAUCUUACACUCUUCAGACCCCAGUAAGUAUGUUAAAUAUUAAAGUUAAAUGUGCACAAAACUCAACAAAUUGAAGCAACACUGUAAAGAAGAGCGAGCCAAAACUCCACAAUACUGUGAGAGAUUGAUAAAGACAUACAGAAAGUUGUUGCUGCUAAAGGUGGCUCAGCAGCUAUGCAACCCUGUGAAAACCUUCCUUCCCACGUGACUACACAAUCACAUGUUAAACUUGGAACUCUUAUUUUUUAAGUUUUAGUGUAGCAAUGACUAACAAACACAGUUCAGAUGUAACAUUAGGUAUCUGUUUUAUUUUCAUGAAGUCUAACAUUAGCUAGCAUCCAUGCUAUUCUAAAUUGCAACAGUUAAGCUAGUUAGCAUGUCGAAGGCUAACAUCUGUUCUACUUGUUUACCCUUAUAUUAUUAUAUUAUAUUAGCGAGGCUAGUGUCAUAAUUAAACAAUUAGCUUUUGGAUUUUUGAAAUAUCCUCUUCUAUAUAUCUGUUUUUGUACUGUACGUCAUUGUUGUGAAAUAAAUUAAGUUAGUAAAUUUGGAGUUUUGUUUGGUUAUUUAAGUAAGCCAUUACCACCCAAAUCAUGGGCUCUUGUGGUGUCAUCUAACAGGGAAAAAGACACAGAGCUUUCAGAAGCACAGACCAGAGUUUGUUUUGUUUUUUAUUGCAUCAGAAUAUAUUAUAAUCCAUCUGCUUAUUUACAUUUUCUUUAGUGUUUGUAUAAUACUUUACAAAUAUUCCAAGCUCAUGACAAGAAACAUCUCUCAAACACUCACACUCCAGGAUUUGAUCAAGCUAUUUAUAGUAGUUAUUUUAGUUUGCUUGCUUAUUUAUUUCAGGUUUUGCAGCUUUCAGUGGCGUUUCUGUAGCAGCUCGAGUUCUUAUCUCAAUGAACCACACAUAUUCCAAGAACUGGUUUUAUCUUGUCAGCCUGAAGCAGAAGAAAAAAAUGCAACUAAAGUGAAAAUAGGUAACGAGUCAUGUGACUUUACAUACUUUUCUCUGCUAACAAAUAUCACUGUUGUUUGUUAGUAUAACAUGCGGACAGUACAGGCGAUAUGUGAAGUAUACACCGCGUUCCAAAUUAUUAUGCAAAUUGUGUUUAAGUGUCAUAAAGACUAAAUAAGUUGUUUGACAAUUAAACCCAUGGAUGGAAUUGUGUCUCAGGACUCUUUGUAUCACUGAAAUCAAUCUCGGACACCUGUGAUCAUUAGUUUGCCAGGUGAGCCCAAUUAAAGGAACAACUACUAAAGAAGGAUGUUCCACAUUAUUAAGCAGACCACCAUUUUCAAGCAAUAUAGGAAGGAAAAAUGAUCUCUCUGCUGCUGAAAAGCAUGAAAUAGUUGAAUGCCUUGGACACGUAAUGAAAACCUUGGAUAUUUCACAAAAACUUAAGCGUGAUCACCAUACUGUUAAGAGAUUUGUGGCUGAGUCAGAGCACACAUGGGUUCGUGCAGAUAAAGGCACAAUGAUGAAGGUUUCUGCCAGACAAAUACAUCAGAUUAAGAGAGCAGCUGCUGAAAGGCCAUUACAAAGCAGCAAACACAUAUUUGAAGCUGCUGGUGCCUCUGGAGCCCUGCGAACGUCAAGGUGUAGAAUCCUCCAGAGACUUGCAGUUGUGCAUAAACCUUCUAUUCGGCCACCCCUAACCAAUGCUCACAAGCAGAAACGGCUUAGUGGGCCCAGAACUACGUGAAGACUCAUUUUUAAACAGUCCUAUUCACUGAUGAGUGCCAUACAACCCUGGAAGAUCCAGAUGGAUGCAGUGGUGGAUGGUUGGUGGACAGCCACCAUGUCCCAACAAGGCUGCAUCGUCAGCAAGGAGGUGGUGGAGUCAUGUUUUGAGCCAGAAUCACGGGGAGAGAGCUGGUCGGCCUCUUUAGGGUCCCUGAAGGAGUUUGUGACUGACCACUUUCUUCCAUGGUAGAAAAAGAAGAACUGUGCCUUCUGCAACACAACCAUCUUCAUGCUAGACAAUGCACCAUCUCAUGCUGCAAGGAAUACCUCUGCAUCAUUGGCUGCUAUCGGCGUAAAAGGAUAGAAACUCAUGGUGUGGCCCCGAUUCUUCCCUGACUUCAAUCCUACUGAGAACCUUUGGAGCGUCCUCAAACAAAAAACUAUGAGGGUGGGAGACAGUUCACAUCCACACAGCAGCUCUGGGAGGCUAUUCUGACAUCCUGCAAAGACAUUUAAGCAGAAACUUUCCAAAAACUUACAAGUUCCAUGGAUGCAAGAAUUGUAAAACUGCUAUCAAAUAAGGGGUCGUAUGUUAAUAUGUAACUUGACCUGUUGAGAUGUUUUUGAUUGAAAUAGCUUUUGAUUUCAGUAAAAUUGAUCUGCUAAUGCUGCAAAUCCAACAAAUGACCAUUUUCAAUUCUCUACAACCUAUAAAAUCUUUUGAAACUCUGUGUGCGUAAUAAUUUGGAACAGUGCAUUUUAAGUUUUUUAUUUUUGAAAAACAUACUGUUUUCAUUGGGAGGUUUGUUCAGUAACAUUUGAAUUAUACUCUAGUGGUUGAUGACUCGAAAAUUAUGCCGACUGUCAUUUGAAUCGACUAUUCAGUAAAAUCAGAGAAAAAUAUCAUUUGCAUAAUAAUUUGGAACGCGGUGUAGACCUGCCUUUAUUCUGGUUUUAACUUUGAUCAGUCAAUACAUAAUCUGACCUCUGCAUAAAACACAGCACUCUCCAUGAGGUCAACUUUUGCAUUUAAAGAAAAGAAAUCUGUGGAAUCCAUUGCAGUUGAAGCUAGGAAUGAGAUAUGUUAGCUACAAAUGUUUCUGAAUAACUCAUUGUGAUGUUGCAGUCCAGUAAACUUGACUUGUGAUUUUAAGUUGAAUUCAUUAACCUGUAGAAAACAGACAGACUGAUCUAAUCAUGGUUAACCAGUAACUUAUAGUAUAGUAUCAGUGUUUAAAUCAUUUCAAGUUGAGAUAUAAUAAUUUAGUAGCGGCUUCAUUUUGACCAAAUACAUUUAUGUGAAUGAAAAUCCAGCUUUAGAUUGAAUCAGAGAAGAGAAGAGAAAAUAGGCUACAGACACCUGCUCCGUUAAGGCAAAUCAUAGGCAGUUCAUAGUUAUGUUUAUGUUUUCAAAGAGUAUAUAAUAUAUAUACAUGUAAUUCUGAUUUAACUGUUAUGGGAAUAUAAUUAUAGUGCAUAAGUAAAAAAGAAAAAUCUUGUGUCUUUCAUAUACACACAUCCAGCUGUGUAAAACAAACAGCCGUGUGAAUGUGUCAUGUCGAUAAGUACAGAUAUGUUAAUAUUGCUGGAAAAGUUUGCUGUAGGAUAAUGGAAAUACACGCUAACACAUGAGAUGCUAUCAUUCAUUUAUAGUCAUGCAUAACAUUGCACAAGGAAGCAAGCCAGUCAGAGGAUGGAAUGAAAAGCGAACGCAUGGGAAAAAAGAAAACUGGGACACUAGACCAGGGACAUCCGGGUUUGUUUCUCACAAGGACAGGAAAUAAUGCUGAACUCUGAACUGUGUCUCUUAAACUUUCUGUUUUAACACAGCCAUAAGUGAGUCCCCAGGGCCCGAAGCACACAAGAAAGUACGAAGCUGAAUAAAUACAGAUUAGCCUCAUUUUAUGGCUACAUCAUUGACAUCAAAUUUGUCUAUAGCUUAUAUUAUAGAACUUUGUGCUCCAUUCUCUUGCUCAAAGAUGGCCAAAACACUAAUACUGUGGUUACUGUCAGUUGUACGGAAGCUGUAUAUUAACAUUUCACAUCCUGUUGUUCGUCCACCUUUUCUCCCUGCAGCUUUAUGUUAGUGUUUUAGUCUUUUCUUCAUCAGAAGAAGUGAGGGAGGCUCUACACAUUAAAAGAAGCAAUUGUAUGUUAAUGUAGUCUGAUAGCUAUAGAAGCUUUAAACAAAUUAAAACUUGUGUGGUUAUUAGUGCUCAGCCUCGUCAGUUAUUUUAGUGACGUUACACAAAAACGGGACUAAAUUUCUAAAAACAAAACAAAACCUAAAAGCAGAAGUAAAUCUUCUUCUGGCUUCUGGAAUAUAUAAAAGUCUGUAGUUGAAGUAUAUAAUGAACUUGCUACUAUUAAUAUUCAUUAAAUUAGACAAUAUAUAGACAUAAAUGUAAAGUUAUAAAUAAAAAAAGAAUGAAUAAUACCACUCUGGUUUCACAUGGCAUUUCUUCAUAUAACCAUGUUUCAAGUUUCACAGCUAUGACCUGAACUGAACAAUCAAAUACUACAAACAGAGUGCAUGCAUCAAUAGAGAGCUCCACUCUAGUCACUUAAAAUAUUACCUUUAUUUUAUAUGAUGUAAAAACUUUACAGGUUGCAGUUUAGCAUUUCCAAUAUUUUGAAAAUGUACACCUUUACAUUAUUUUUAUUUUUAAGUUUACUUGGAAGUUGCCUGCAGCUUCUUGGGAAGAAAGUGCAGCUUAGUCGUCCAAACGACCAGCAGACAGUGUGCCGCUCUGCUUCCCAAUAUUGUUUUUGCAUUUAUUUUAAUAUUGAAAAUAACAUGUUUGAUUUAAGCAUUUAUUUAUUUAUUUAUGCAUUCAUAUUUAAAUGACAGAAAACUAAGCCAUGGUGUGGGGUUAAAGAGGUUUGUAUUUGCCAUUAAAAGUGUCUAGCACUGUCAUAAAAGGCAAAGGUUCUUGAACAAAGUAACAGUGUGCUGCGGGAUCAAUGAGGAUCAAGUCCUUAUCGUGGGCCUACUACUGACAGGGCGCAUACAGAAGACUGUAUAUCAUAAAGGUUCUGCUCUCAACGUAAAGUUCUUUGUUGUGCUGUCCAUCACCUACUCUCCUGUGAAUGAGAGUUAGCAGUAAUUUAGCACAAAUAUUAAUUUGGGAGAAAAAGGGGAAAGGAAAUGGAAUAAUAGGACCAGCCUGCAACAUUUGCACCUAUAUAUAGCAUAGCAUCAAACACAAUUACAACAACUUAAUGGAGAGCCAGCACAUUAAUAAAUCUCUAGCUGCCCAUGGAGUCAUUAUGGCUCCACUUUGCUUCACAAUCUAAUGGAUGUGUUGUAAAGAAUUACUGUUUCAACCAUCAGCUAGACAAUCUUACAGCUCAACAGCACACUGAUCCACAGGUCACACUAAAGCCAUUAGUAAAAGGAUAUCACUUUAUGUAAAAGUGAUGGCCCCUGCUAUCACCUCAGCUAUAGCUAGCUUAGUGCUCAUGUCCAUGCACUAAAUGUGAAAAGAAAUAACCUUCCAGUACAUGUCUUCUGCAUUUCAGCCAAUAAACACACUUUUUAAAUUCAAAGACGAGGCAAAUCUAAGUAAAAUUGUUCUGUAACACAGGGUCAACAUAAAAUUACACCUGCAAUACACAGGAACCAUUCAUUCAGGAUCUACUGUCGUCACUAGUGAUUUUAGGCCCAUCAUGAUUAGAUUUGCCAACCAUCGUAAGAAUAUACUCCGACUCAUUUUUGACUCGAGUUAUUUAACAAACAACCAUUUUUGUGUUCAUUUCUGUGUGGUAUCAAAUCUUGAAAUAUCUUGUAACAUUCAUGAGUUGUGACAAAAAAGACAAAAGUGCACACCAUCUGUUAAUGUUGAAUAUAAAAGCAAACUUAAAAACCACACAAUUCAGCACUCAGGAGUUUUGUUAGCAUGCUAAAAUCUGCUAAUUACCCCUGAAGUCAAAGUACAGCUGAGGCUAAUAGGAACAUGAUUUCUUUUUAGCAGCCAUGGAAUUAAAAACCUACGGAGUCCCGCAAGGGACAUUGG
This is a messenger RNA of Oreochromis aureus, 8825 nucleotides long. RefSeq names its product F-BAR and double SH3 domains protein 1-like. The record is from RefSeq and is a predicted model, not a curated record. Gene Ontology annotation, biological process: neuromuscular synaptic transmission; regulation of actin filament polymerization. The transcript has 21 exons. Lineage: Eukaryota; Metazoa; Chordata; Actinopteri; Cichliformes; Cichlidae. The coding region runs from base 101 to 2248 and encodes 715 amino acids. Gene Ontology annotation, cellular component: neuromuscular junction; recycling endosome. Gene Ontology annotation, molecular function: protein binding.